UGAUUUCCAGGUAGUAAGCCUACCUAGUACAGAAGACACGUGCACCGCCAGGGCUGUGUAUAAUCGGGAAGAUACUUACGUAAAAUUGAAAAAUAUUAAGUAAAUUUUGUAGACUUUGUCAAAUUUUGUUUCAGCAAUAUGUCAACUCGUAUUUGUGCUAUUGCCGCCUGCUGUGAAGGCGGAGGCAUAGGAAAAAACGGCGAUUUACCAUGGAGGCUGAGGAAAGAACUGCAAUACUUCGGGCGCAUGACGUGUCGGGUCUCGCAAGAAGGCCGCCAGAAUGCGGUGCUGAUGGGCCGCAAGACCUGGGACUCCAUGCCUGCCAAGAUGAAGCCCUUGCGUCACCGCAUCAAUUACGUGCUUACCAAGUCUGAUCUGACUCUGCCAGGUGCAAUCACGUGUAAAUCUCUGGAAGAAGCUUUGAGCGACUUCGAGAAGAGAGGUGACGCUGUCGAGACGUUUUGGGUGAUCGGGGGCCACGCAGCGUACGAGCUGGCAUUUGCAAGCGCGUCGUUCUACCGUCUCUACUUGACCCGCAUCCACGCCAGCUACGACUGUGAUGCCUUCCUGCCCGCCAUCCCUGUUGAUCUCACGAGCGUCAGUGACCCUGAUGUAAGCUCCGAAGUGCAGGAAGAAAAUGGUAUAAAGUAUCAUUUCGAAGUUUUGGAAAGGCCUGCCGUUUUCGGUGCAAAGCAAUAAGCUCUGAGACGGGCUCUUCUCUUCGGCAUAUUUGACGUUCUUCCAGCACAACAGUGUGGCGGGGAUCGGAACUGAGCAUUUAGUUUCACUAUUGACCAGCUCUACGGUCAUGAUGAAUUAGUUUCAUUUAACGCAUAUUGGAAUAAAAAGUCACUCGUCUAAUUAAGACAUGAUUUAGAUCAAAAUAAAGGCGCGCGAAACGUCUCUCAACUUCAUAAAUCGUCUCUGGACAAUUGUAUUUAGACUAGGUGAGUAUUGUAUUGUAUUUAGACUAGACUCUAAAUACUCCACUAGGAGUGGAGUAUUUAGACUAUGAAUGUAAUAGAGGAUUGUUUGUCCCUGCAACACUAACUGUAAAAUCUUUUUGCAUCCAUCAAAUUCACGGAUGAUUAAGCAGUUACAAAGUGUUGCAUUAUCCCAUUUCAUCAACUAAAUUUGCGCAAGCUUCUCGUGAAACUGUUAUUCAUAAGAAAAUUAACUAGA
Molecule: messenger RNA, 1182 nt
Organism: Hyalella azteca
Lineage: Eukaryota; Metazoa; Arthropoda; Malacostraca; Amphipoda; Hyalellidae
Gene: Dhfr
Product: dihydrofolate reductase
Exons: 5
Coding region: 139-699 (186 amino acids)
Biological process (GO): glycine biosynthetic process; dihydrofolate metabolic process; folic acid metabolic process
Cellular component (GO): mitochondrion
Molecular function (GO): NADP binding; dihydrofolate reductase activity
Source: RefSeq, a predicted model, not a curated record